UCGCUUCAUUCGAAUCUCGCACUUCACUUUUCCUCAGUGGCGUUCGUAUAUUCCUCGCUCAUUUUGUUUUGAUGCCACAGUUAUUUUCUUCAACAAUGCAGUUUUCAUAAAUAAAAGAAGAGCCAGCACAUCAAUUUACGCGGUGUUUAAUACACGGGGUACACAAGCAGUUUUGUUCAGUGUCACAAAGCUAGGAAACAUCCGAUUGAGUGCGGCGCAAUGGAUUACGACGAAUCUACUACCAAAGGUAAGGGACGUGGCCGCAGUCGCGGCUCCCGAGGUGGAUCCCGCGGACGGGGUCGUGGCCGUGGAAGGGGACGUGCCAAGAAAGCUUCGCGAGUUAUUUCAUCCGAUGAGGAGGAGGAUGUUGAUUCUCCGGAGAAAGAUAUGGACGAACCGGCGGAAAUAGCUUCGCCACCUAAAGGUGGGCAGGAGGCGGAACCGCCGUCCGUUCAGGAACCAAGUAGCGAAAAAGAAGCACUGAUAGAGGAACCCUUGACAACAACCCCCGGUUCAGUGCCGAUUGUUAUCGACAUGGAAGCGGAUAUUUCCCAACUGGAGGCACCAACCUUUACGACGAUAUCUCGUGGACCACCGGAGCCGAUGUUGAGAUUAAACUGGGAUCACAAAGUGAAUCUUAUUGGAGAAAAGGUCCUCAAUCCAAUGAUUUACAUUUGUGAUCUGUGUGACAAACCCAUUCUAAUUUAUGGUCGCAUGAUUCCUUGCAAGCAUGUAUUUUGCCUGAAAUGUGCUCGAUCGGAAAACCUUAAGAUUUGUCCGCGCUGUAAAGAAAAGGCGGUUCGAGUGGAACAAACGGGUCUAGGAACGGUAUUUAUGUGCACCCACGGAGGAACCCGUUAUGGUAGCACAGGUUGUCGAAGAACUUACCUGUCGCAGAGGGAUUUGCAAGCGCACAUCAAUCAUAGACACGUGACAAACCCACCGCAACCGGUUCCACCGCCGCAAAUUGCAAUCAUACAACCAGCUGGCGGUCAAGUGCUUGAUGGAAAGAAUCCAUCCGGAAUAGGAAAGUCUCCUGUGCGGAAAAAUUCCUGCGAUCAGAUGAAUUCUCCACGAGCGUCCACCGGAGGCCAAGGGCCACUGUCCAUGACCUACGUUAGCAGCUCCUAUGGGGUUUCGACUGCCGCAACUCAACUGAUUCAUAACAUGACGAUCAGUCCUCAAACUGCCCAUUUAUCUGAAAGAUCUAGCUACACGCAGCAGUCGUCUCCGCGACACUCGAGCACAACGUCCUGGGGUCAGCAAUCACAAUACUACCGAUAAUAGUUGGUAAUGCUGUCGAGAGAGAGAAAAAUGGUAAACCUUUCCAAUGGCGAUUUGUGUGUUUCGAUUGUGCGCCCACUGUCAAGUACUGUAACGAUUAAAAACUACAACCACUCUUCAUAGUAUUUGUAUCAUUACAGUUAAGAAUAAAUUUUUAGUAGGACAAACA
Wyeomyia smithii (pitcher-plant mosquito) is the source of this 1453-nucleotide messenger RNA. RefSeq names its product E3 ubiquitin-protein ligase Hakai (gene Hakai). Gene Ontology annotation, molecular function: ubiquitin protein ligase activity. The record is from RefSeq and is a predicted model, not a curated record. Bases 220 to 1284 code for a protein of 354 amino acids. The transcript is spliced from 3 exons. Gene Ontology annotation, biological process: protein ubiquitination; regulation of cell adhesion. Lineage: Eukaryota; Metazoa; Arthropoda; Insecta; Diptera; Culicidae.